CGUCACCUAUCAGACAGCCCUUAGGACGGUUUUUAGAAUGCAGAUCCACGCCGAAGUUGCCCCAGGAUGUUGCCCCGGCUGGCAGAAGCGCUCGCCAAGGGACCUGAGUUGUGCCAAACCUGUCUGCAGCGAGCCGUGUGAACAUGGUGGCCAGUGUGUGCGGCCGGACCUGUGUUUGUGCACGGACGGUUUCACCGGGUACAGAUGUCAUCUGGAUAUCGACGAGUGCACGGGUAGGAACAGCUGCCAGCAGAGGUGCACCAACGUGCACGGAAGCUACCAGUGCACAUGCCAGGCCGGUUUCCGGCUGGCAGAUGACAAGUACACAUGUGACCUCUGUCUUAACUGCACUCAAGAAUUCCAAGACCUACAAGAGAAGCUGCAGACACUGGAAGAAAGCAGCAGACAAAACGAGACAUUUGCAGACAUGAAGAGACAGCUGGAGAAUCUGACCGACACCAGGAAACAGGAAUACAAACUGGAGCACAUUCAACAACAAGAGUGUGUAACUACAACCUUCCACCUUCCCCAGGCAGAGCUGAAGAGCAGCCUGAAGACCGCAGUUAGCCAGUACGAAGCUGCCAGGAGAGAUCUAGAGACUGCAGGCGCCAGCACUGAACCCAGUCCCUCCACGGACCCGUACGAGCUAGAUCACCACAAGAUGCCCUUAGACCGACUGGCCUCGCUCAGCGAGCAGAUCUCCAUACUCGAGGAGAGGAUGGCCGAUUGUAAGUCCACAUUGAUUGAUGUAUCCACAUGCCGUCUUACGAUGCAGCUGUUGUAG
Molecule: messenger RNA, 784 nt
Organism: Candidula unifasciata
Lineage: Eukaryota; Metazoa; Mollusca; Gastropoda; Stylommatophora; Geomitridae
Source: the annotation of a GenBank genome assembly